GCAAGCGAUAAACCGUGGGCUGCUGCUGCUGCUUGUUGGAGUGGAAAUUGUUUGACAGCAGAGGGAGAGGAGACCCGCGCCCAGGGACUGACACGACAAGUUGAGUUGUUUUAGCACCGCUUGGUCGGGCACCUUUCGAGCCAGGAGCGAGGACAACCCGGGGGCGACAAAUGAAUUGUCGGAGUCUAAGCAGCAACAGGGCACGGAGCGAAAUGUCAGCGACUGUUUCAGCCUCGAGCCUCUGAGGGAGCGCGACUAGUACACCGCAACGCGGAAAACAUUAAACGGGGGGAGAGAAUGCGAAUGGUGCGAAGAUACCGAAACCAAACAAAAUGGAAACCAUGUAGCAUCGCUCCAGCCUUUCAUAUAGCUAGAACUAACGUUAGAGUAGAGAAUAGAUAGCCAAGGAGCUAGGCGCAGCAACUAUAUACAUGUAAAGUUAUUCCCCGGUGGAGCUAAAGCGGAGCCCAGGCAGGAGGUGUCUGUUGAAUCAGAGGAGUUCAUCAGAGCGAACAAGAGGACAAACAGGAGGAUGCUUCGGAGGAGACUGACCCGUUUGCUUGGUCGUGAUGAGGGAAGAGUUCACAGCAGGACAAUCUAUGUUGGCCAUAAGUCCUCUCUCCCAAAUGAAGCUUUUAUUCCUCCAAAGUUUUGUGAUAACAGGAUUGUGUCCUCUAAGUAUACAAUCUGGAACUUUCUACCAAAGAACCUGUUUGAACAGUUUCGAAGAAUUGCCAAUUUUUACUUCCUCAUUAUCUUCCUGGUGCAGGUGAUAGUGGACACCCCUACAAGCCCAGUCACCAGUGGCCUACCUUUAUUUUUUGUCAUCACAGUAACUGCUAUCAAACAGGGAUAUGAGGAUUGGCUGCGGCACAAGGCCGACCGUGAGGUGAAUGAGUACCCGGUGACAGUACUGGAGAAUGGCGAGAUGAAAAGAAAACAGAGUGAGAAGAUCAAGGUUGGAGACAUUUUGGAAGUAGAAGAGGAUGAGACCUUUCCCUGUGAUUUAAUUCUACUACAGUCCAGUCGAGAAGAUGGCACAUGUUUUGUUACAACAGCAAGUCUGGAUGGCGAGUCCAACCACAAAACACACUACACAGUGCCAGAUUUAGAGAGUGAUCUGCAAUAUCUUAAUGCCACCAUCGAGUGUGAACAGCCUCAACCUGACCUUUACAAGUUUGUCGGCCGAAUGCACAUCUACAAAAACAGUCAGGAGCCUGACAUAAGAUCUUUAGGGCCAGAAAACCUCCUGCUGAAAGGGGCAAAUUUGAAGAACACUCGAAAGAUAUGUGGUGUUGCGGUUUACACUGGAAUGGAGACAAAAAUGGCUCUUAACUACCAAGGCAAAUCUCAGAAACGGUCUGCUGUGGAGAAGUCUAUCAAUGCUUUCCUUUUGGUUUAUCUUUCUAUCCUGGUGAGCAAGGCACUUGUGUGCACCACACUUAAAUAUGUGUGGCAGAGCAAGCAUGAUGAGCCAUGGUACAAUGAGAAAACACAGAAGGAGAGGGAAACUAAUCAGUACCUAAAAAUGUUCACAGACUUCCUUUCCUUCAUGGUGCUCUUCAACUUCAUCAUUCCGGUGUCCAUGUACGUCACUGUUGAGAUGCAAAAGUUCUUGGGGUCCUUCUUCAUUGCAUGGGACAAAGAUUUCUUUGACCCUGAAAUCAAAGAGGGGGCACUGGUCAACACGUCGGACCUCAAUGAGGAGUUGGGACAGGUGGAGUAUGUCUUCACAGACAAGACUGGCACGCUGACUCAGAACAACAUGGAAUUCAUAGAGUGUUGCAUCGAUGGCUUCCAGUACAAGCAUCGAGAUGGGAGAUCAGAAUUGGAUGGGUUUUGCGUCACAGAUGGACCUGUAAACAAAAUACAGGAAAAAGCUGGCAGAGAGAGGGAAGAGCUAUUUCUUCGUGCCCUCUGUCUGUGCCACACUGUCCAGGUGAAAGAGUCUUCAAACUACCUAGAUCAGAUUGACCAGGUAGAUGGUUUAGGGGGUGGUGAAGAGAUCCUACAUACACCGCAGACAGAGAGGGGCUUCAUAGCUUCUUCACCCGAUGAGAUUGCUCUUGUAAAAGGAGCCAUGAGGUAUGGCUUCACAUUUCUGGGCCUUGAAAGUAAAAAUAUGAAAAUUCUCAACAGGAAUAAAGAUGUUGAAACGUAUGAACUACUUCACGUGUUAAACUUUGACCCUGUGAGAAGGCGAAUGAGUGUAAUGGUCAGAUCUAGUACAGGUGACAUAUUGCUUUUCUGUAAGGGAGCAGAUUCUUCCAUCUUCCCUCGAGUCAGACAGGAGGAGGUAGAGAGGAUACGUAUGCAUGUGGAACGAAACGCAACAGAUGGUUAUCGCACACUGUGUGUGGCCUACAAACUUCUCAGCCCAGAGGAGUAUGCAAAGGCAGAUGAAGAGCUGAAAGAAGCAAGAUUGGCUCUGCAGGACAGGGAGGAGAAGCUUUUAGCUGUUUACAAUCAAGUCGAGGCUGAAAUGACUCUAAUAGGAGCAACUGCUGUGGAAGACCAGCUGCAGGAGGAGGCAGCACAGACUAUGGAAGCUCUGCAGGGAGCAGGCAUGAAGGUUUGGGUGCUAACGGGUGACAAGAUGGAGACGGCCAAAUCCACUUGCUAUGCUUGUGGAUUGUUUAAGAAAAACACAGAACUGCUUGAGCUAACCUUGCGCACUCUAGAGGAGGGAGGAGGGAGGCGAGAGGAUAGACUUCUUGAACUUCUACUGGAGUACCAUAAGAAAGCUUUUCAAGAUGCCCCACCAGUAAGAUUAGGAAUAACCAGGAGUUGGUCUGUAGCCAGCAACGAUUAUGGUUUUAUCAUUGACGGAGCUUCUUUAUCGAUGGUGCUCAGCUCUGAAUCCAACUCCAGCCGCUACAAGAACCUCUUCCUGCAGAUUUGUCUGAACUGUACUUCUGUGCUAUGCUGCCGCAUGGCCCCUCUGCAGAAAGCUCAGAUUGUAAAACUGGUGAAGAACUCUAAAGGCAGCCCAAUUACUCUCUCCAUUGGUGAUGGAGCAAAUGAUGUCAGCAUGAUUUUGGAAGCUCAUGUUGGCAUUGGUAUUAAAGGUAAAGAAGGUCGACAGGCAGUAAAGAACAGUGAUUAUGCUAUCCCCAAACUCAAGCACCUCAAGAAACUUCUGUUGGCUCAUGGACAUCUUUACUAUGUUCGCAUUGCGCAUCUGGUGCAAUACUUCUUCUACAAGAAUCUUUGCUUCAUCUUACCUCAGUUUUUGUUCCAGUUCUUCUGUGGCUUCUCCCAGCAACCCCUGUAUGAUGCAGCCUAUCUGACGAUGUACAACAUCUGCUUCACCUCUAUGCCCAUCCUGGCUUACAGCCUUUUGGAGCAACACAUUGGCAUUGAGGAUCUCUUGGAAAACUCUACCCUCUACAGGCAGAUUGCGAAGAACGCCAUGUUGCAGUGGAAACUAUUCCUUUACUGGACUGUGCUUGGACUCUUCCACGGCUUUGUCUUCUUCUUUGGUGUUCGCUUUUUGUUCAGUAACCCAGCUCUGCAGGACAAUGGCCAGGUUUUUGGGAACUGGUCAUAUGGAACUAUUGUUUUCACCGUGCUAGUCUUCACUGUAACUCUAAAGCUGGCACUGGACACCCGGUAUUGGACAUGGAUAAACCACUUUGUAAUUUGGGGUUCCCUGGCAUUUUAUGUGUUUUUCAGUUUCUUCUGGGGAGGAAUAAUAUGGCCUUUCCUGAAGCACCAGCGUUUGUACUUUGUGUUCGCCAACAUGCUAAGCUCUGUGUCAGCAUGGUUGGUCAUCAUCUUGCUCAUAAUCCUCAGUCUACUGCCAGAGAUCCUGUUUGUGGUGCUCUUCAAGCCCCGUGGACCCCUUGCACGACAGAAAAAGCGGGUUGAUUCGAGUGUGGGGGGCCCCCUGUCUCCCCAGUCUUCAGCCAGGCCCCUGCUCAUGCGAACCUUUUCAGAUGAAUCCAAUACUGUCCUUUAAACAGCUGGCAGAGGGUGAGCUCCUACAACCUUCCAGGUGAAUGCUGUCACACCACUUUCCUACAAGCACCUGAAGGAGCGCGAAUGAAAGGCAGCCUGGUCACGCCUCCAAAAUGCUCCUCAUUGGGAUUUUCUCUCAUGCCUAAAGCAACUUCAAAGACAAGACAAGACCAUUUUUUAAGAGGAUUGAAAAGAUCUCAGAAAUGUAAUGACUUUGGGGCGCGGUUAAACAGUUUUGAUUUCUUUUUCUUUCUUUUUUUUGCCCAGUCACCUGCACAACGCAUGCCUGCAGAGCAGUGCUCCAGUAUAUUUUAUAAAAAAAAAAAAAAAAAAAUUAAGACUAUGGGCAUGAACCUUCUUCCUUUUCCUUUUUUGAUAUCCGCUUACAUAUAAAAGCUGCCUUGCCAGUAGCUAACUACUUUGUUUCAUCAAGCAGCUGUAAUAUCCACUCCAAGAAUGGUACAUCUGCAUGAAGGCUACAGAAAAUACACUUCUCUGGUAUUUAGUCACUCUUUUACAAAUCUUUUUAUUUAAACCUUAUUGCUGCACUUGUAUUUCUGCAAUAUAUUUUCUCUUUUUCUUUGUUUUUUCAUGUAAAUCUUAAGAUAUUUUCACAUCUACAGAUCCAAAUCAUUCCAGAUGAAACAUUACUAAAUGUGAUAUCAGUGCAGCUGAAAGCAGCACACAGACUGUUAAAAUCGUUUUUUUGAUUAUUUCUUUGUUUUUGCUAUAAAUCUGAUAUCUAUUUUGAAUGCUAAGUUAACAGAGGGAUCAAAUGUUACCACUCAGUCCAAAAAGUGUUUUUGUGGGAACAUGUUAGUGUAAAGAAUUAAAGUGUGCCCCAGUAACGAAGCAUUACUUGGACCAUGAGCUUAAAUCUUCCAGCGUCAGAUUAUUUAAGAUUUCAUUAUGAGAUAAGAAAUGUAAUAAAUGUGCGGUGGUGUGCAUAGCUUAGAGAUGUAUGUGAACAUCGGCUAAAAAGCCAAAAUGAUCAGGUUGCGUCCACAAAGUGUGGCCUUAUGGUGUCAGGCCUGCCUGCAUACGUGUGUGGCUUUGUUUUAUAGAAUGUUUUGGAUGAGAUUAGCCACAAAUGCCUGUGUGUAAAGAAGCCCAGGUUUACUUGAACUUUGUUGAUUCGGGUCAUUAUGACGUUUUCUGCACUAUUUAGGAAACUGGUUUCUUCAUUGUGAAUUUAGCCACAUUGAUUUUACCUGAACCCACAUGCAUAAACUAUGGGUUAGAGAUUAGAAAAACCAAUAACCAAUGAAACGAAAAUCUACAGAUUAAGUCUAAGUUAAUUGUAAUUAUUGCUCAGCAUUUUUAUUUUGUCUCCUUAGAUGAAUUUCGGUUGUAAAAUGGCUCUGUGAGCUGAGCUGCAGAAUCGGCAUAUCUUUGGGUCACUGUGAGAUGCUGAUAGCAUUAACUAUUCACCUUUUCUCCUCUUUUAACUUCUCAUCUGUUGUUCUUUAUACAUUCCAUCCAGAUACAUGAUUUAAGACACUUUGAUACUUUUUUUGUGAAAUAUUUUAAUUUCUCCUGUAAUCAUAUCAAAUAUAUCUUGCAUAUUUAUUAAGUGUAACUUUACUCAUAAAGGUUAUAUUUUUAUUACAUGUACCUUUAUAUUAUUCAGAGAAUGUUAAGCGUUGUGCCAUUGGGAGUGUGCCACUGGGUUAAAACAUUGGGGAGUGUUUUAAUCCAGAUUGAGCUUUAGACCACAUAAACCCCAUUCAUCAGUCUGUGAUGUUCUGAAAAAAAACAAAAAAAAAACAGGCAGCCCCUUCCCAGUAGGCUCCAAAAUUCCCUAAAUAAAUCUGAGAUGGUUCUUAUCUCCUUUCUUAAAGUAGAGUCCUGUCCAUAAGUUUACAUACACCUAUAAUUGGCAUGAAGGUGAUUUUAAUUAGAGGCUUUGAAAAUGUCUAGAGUGAAAUGUGUGCAUCUACAUUAAAAUUUCAAUACAAAAUUAAGGUUCAUGAGUUGAGAGACUUUGCACUUUAAAGAAUGGUACCAAAAAUCUUUCAGUUUGCUUCUCAUUUCCUCUAUAAAAUUAUACCCAUUUGUUCAAGUGUAUGCAGACAUCACAGGUAAUAUUGAGAUUUGUGUCUCAUACCAAAUUCCCAUCUUCAGUAUUACCUUUGGAUUCAUUUCAAGCUACUAGUUUUAUUCUAGCUGGAUAUUUAACAACUUAAAGUUAAAAUAUUACUUGGUUUCCAAAUAUAUCCCCUGCUUUAUGGGUAGCAAGUAGAUUAUUUUUGUGAAACUGAGGUAAAGGCUCAGAGAGGCUCCUUCAGGAAGUAUAAUGGAUGUUGAAGAAAAGUGAUUCUUGCCACCAAAAAUUAAACCUAUCAAAUGGGAACUGAAAUCCAAGGUCACUGUCACAAAACAGAAAAAUGUGUGAUGCUAGAAAAAGGUCAGAAUCGAGAAUUUAGACAAGACAAAAUAGUUUUAUCAAACUUAUAUUUGAAGGAAUAAAGUUAAACAUCUACAAAACAUAGUGAUAGUUGAUUAUAGCAGUUGGGUUUUGUUUUUUAUUACAUUAGUUGCCAAAAAUGCUUAAAUUAAAUUCUUUGGUUUCUCUUAAAAUAAAUAACUGAUAGAACAGGCCUCUAGCCUAGCUCAUAAACUUAAUCACAUUUGAGAUAUAUUGGGUGCAAUAUGAUCUUGCCUUGAAAUCAACACUUUUGAAGGAGGUCAAACAUGUCAACAAAUACAAUUAAACUUGCAUCAAAAGCUUUUAUGACUCAAAGGAGCCUGUUGUUUACUUGGAACUACUAAAACACAUCUCUCAAGAUUUUAGUGAGAGGGCUGCUCUUGUAUUUUUAAAUGUUAAUCUUGAGUGAAAAAAGUUUAAAUGUAAACUUGAGUCCAAAAUAAAUUACGUUCAUACAGAUGUGUGUAAACUUCUAACCAGAACUCUAUCAUCUAUGUGCAACUGAUAACUGCUUCUGAUUUGUUUCCGAACACUUGCAACAGUCUAACAGUGUGAUUUUUUUUUUGUUUUUUUUUUAAACAUCAGAUUCUUACUAUGACAAAAGCAAUGGAAUGGAAAAUCUUAACCAGACACAUGUGUAGGGUGUGAAUUUGGAGUUGUUUCAGUUGCCAUAUACUUUCUAGACUCCAUGGCACAGAAGAUACUUUAAGUAAAAGGUGGUGAUAGAUGGGGCUGCCUGCUUUAACAAAUGAGUAACCUUUAAACGACUUCUCAAAUGCUAUUUUAAGAGCUUACAUAUGAAUCUAAUAUUUUGCCUGUCUAAAUGAAAUGUUAAAAAGAAUGGAUUGUAUUUUUAAUGCAACUUUUUGGAGCCACUUUUUUUAAAGAAAAAAAACGGAGCGUUAGAGGCUCUGUGGACGUGGACACUUUCAGGCACCACGGGCAGGGAUUCCUUGCCACCUCCAGCCUUCUCAGUCUCCAGCUUCACCACUCGGUACCUCCAAGCUGAAUGUACAUCUUUGAAAUAUCUAAAAC
Messenger RNA from Cyprinodon variegatus (sheepshead minnow), 7423 nucleotides. RefSeq names its product ATPase, class VI, type 11C (gene atp11c). Bases 533 to 3961 code for a protein of 1142 amino acids. Gene Ontology annotation, biological process: phospholipid translocation. Gene Ontology annotation, cellular component: endoplasmic reticulum; trans-Golgi network; plasma membrane. The record is from RefSeq and is a predicted model, not a curated record. The transcript is spliced from 31 exons. Gene Ontology annotation, molecular function: ATPase-coupled intramembrane lipid carrier activity; ATP binding; ATP hydrolysis activity. Lineage: Eukaryota; Metazoa; Chordata; Actinopteri; Cyprinodontiformes; Cyprinodontidae.